Impatiens glandulifera is the source of this 1698-nucleotide messenger RNA. Its product is annotated as DNA polymerase lambda. The transcript has 14 exons. Gene Ontology annotation, cellular component: nucleus. NCBI's taxonomy places the organism in Eukaryota, Viridiplantae, Streptophyta, Magnoliopsida, Ericales, Balsaminaceae. Gene Ontology annotation, molecular function: DNA binding; DNA-directed DNA polymerase activity. Gene Ontology annotation, biological process: double-strand break repair via nonhomologous end joining. The coding region runs from base 72 to 1598 and encodes 508 amino acids. The record is from RefSeq and is a predicted model, not a curated record.
GAAGUUAAUACUCUGAUGACUGAAUCGAAGGCCUUUCCUUUAGGAAAGGAAUAGUAUUGAGUCCAAUCCAAAUGGCGCCAAAGAAAAAACUUCCGCCGACUGAUCCAGACGGCAUGUUCGCCGGAAUGGUGGUCUUUUUCGUUGACACCGGAGUUGUGGCUCGUCGGCUGCAGAUUUGGAAGCAAAAAUUGGAGCAAAUGGGUGCUUCUAUUGAACAGGAGUUAUCCAGGAAGGUUACUCAUGUUUUUGCUAUGAAUUAUGAUGCCCUUCUACAGAAAUUUGGUCGUGAACGGUUUUCCCACUUCAAAGGGCAUAAACUUGAUUACAAGUGGCUUGAAGACUCUUUGAGUUCAGGACAGAAAGCAUCUGAAGCAUCAUACACCCUUACACAGGAGUCAAUGGACGAAUCUCCUGUAAAGAAAAGUUCAACUGAAACCGGUUCUGACUCUGAUUGUGGAAAUCAUUCCUUAAAUGAUAGAACCUCGCCUAACAAAAAGAUCAGAAUCUCUCCAAAGGUCAAUGAAACUGAUAAAGAAAAAGGUGACAAGGAUGCAGAUGACACCAUUCAUGAGGUUGGCAUAUCUGAUACUUAUGCACCACCUGAUCUAAACAAAAACAUCUGUGAGAUAUUUGGGAAACUUGUGAACAUAUACAGAGCAUUAGGUGAUGAUCGAAGAUCUUUUAGCUACUCCAAGGCCAUUCCUGUAAUUGAAAAAUUGCCUUUCAAAAUUGAGAGUGCAGAUCAGGUCAAAAACUUACCUUCUAUAGGGAGGUCGCUGCAGGAUCAUAUUCAGGAAAUUGUUAAUACUGGGAAGCUUUCCAAGUUGAACCAUUUUGAGACGGAUGAAAAGGUGAGUACAAUAAGUCUAUUUGGGGAAGUAUGGGGUAUUGGUCCGGCCACUGCAUUGAAGCUUUAUGAGAAGGGACAUCGUACUCUAGAUGAUCUGAAGUGUGAUGAUUCGUUAACCCAUGCACAAAAGUUAGGUUUAAAGUACUUUGAUGAUAUUAGGACAAGGAUUCUCCGCCAUGAGGCUGAAGAGAUGGAGCAGCUCCUACAGAAAGCUGGAGAAAAGAUUCUCCCAGGCGUUAUGAUUGUAUGCGGAGGGUCCUACAGACGUGGGAAAGCUUCCUGUGGUGAUCUUGAUAUCAUUAUUACACACCCUGAUGGAAAGAGCCACGUAGGAUUUCUGCGGAAAUACGUGAUGCUCUUAAAGGAUAUGAACUUCUUAAGAGAAGAUCUUGUCUUCAGCAUUCACAGCGAGGAGGGAACUGAUACAGGGGUCGAUACAUACUUUGGCCUUUGCACAUAUCCUGGCAGAGAGCUCCGUCAUCGAAUAGAUUUGAAGGUAUACCCUAAGGAGAUAUAUGCAUUUGGUUUGAUAGCAUGGACAGGGAAUGAUGUUUUAAACAGAAGGCUGAGGUUAUUAGCAGAAUCCAAAGGAUACAAACUUGACGACACUGGAUUGUUUCCAGUAGCACAGAGUUCGGGUGGUAAACGGAGCACAAAAGGGACAGCCAGUUUGCAUUUUCAGACUGAGAAAGAAGUGUUUGAUUUCCUUGGGUUUCCUUGUCUAGAUCCUCAUGAGAGAAAUCUGUAACACAACUUACAGGUUUUGUUUCUGGAAUAGGAAGAUAUUUGAAGAACAGACUAUCAGUUUUUGUAUUUAUAUAAAUAUAUAACAAAAAAAUAUGAAAUUA